This is a messenger RNA of Pogoniulus pusillus (Red-fronted tinkerbird), 3784 nucleotides long. RefSeq names its product zinc finger protein 367 (gene ZNF367). NCBI's taxonomy places the organism in Eukaryota, Metazoa, Chordata, Aves, Piciformes, Lybiidae. The transcript has 5 exons. Gene Ontology annotation, molecular function: RNA polymerase II cis-regulatory region sequence-specific DNA binding; DNA-binding transcription factor activity, RNA polymerase II-specific. Gene Ontology annotation, biological process: regulation of transcription by RNA polymerase II. Bases 431 to 1420 code for a protein of 329 amino acids. The record is from RefSeq and is a predicted model, not a curated record.
UUGGUUACGCUCAGGCGCGAAACGUAACGCGGGAAAACCUGGGGUUUGGCCUGAGCUGCUGGCGCGGAGUGGUCGCAGCGACUCCUCCUCGAACAUCGCCGCCACGGGGACUGCCGGGAAGACUGGGACUGCUAGUGGGACCGGCGCCGCUUCGAAAAGGUUCGCAGAGGCUGCCAUUCCUAUUGCCGGGGGCAGGAGUCGCCUUUGCCGGUCCGCUUAGGAGUAGCCGCAGAGGUUAGGAGCUGCCGUCCCAUCGAUGAGCGGCUGAGGUGGGCCCGGGCGGCGACAGGUGGCGGCGGCCUCGGGACUUCCGUGUCGCUCCAUACCCCCUCAUCCUGCGACGUGGGCUCAGACAGCGGGGCUGGGCCGCCGCUGAGCCACCCCGCUCACCCAUCCCCUUUUUCAAGCCGCUGCCCGAGAGGGGUCGGCGAUGGCGGAGCGGCUGCCGCCGGGCCCCCCCAUGAUUUUUUGCCAGGACUCUCCAAAGCGCGUCUUGGUUUCCGUUAUCAAAACCACUCCCAUUAAACCCUCCACGCGAGGGGUCUGCGAGGAGCCGGCACCCGCCCUGCCCGUCCCCACCAGCCCCGGCUUCAGCGACUUCAUGGUCUACCCUUGGCGGUGGGGCGAAAACGCCCACAACGUGACGCUCAGCCCCGGCGGCACCGUCGCCCCUUCAUCCCUCCCGCCGCCCCGUGGGGGAGCGGGCAGAGCUCCUCCUGAGGACGAAGAAAAGACAGGGACCCAGGGCGGCGGCAGACAUCGGCACCUGAAGGAUGGGAUAAGGCGAGGCCGUCCGAGGGCAGACACCGUUCGUGAUCUGAUUAAUGAAGGAGAGCACUCCUCCAGCAGGAUACGUUGCAAUAUCUGCAACAGAGUCUUUCCACGAGAGAAAUCACUGCAGGCCCACAAACGAACUCACACUGGUGAAAGGCCUUAUUUGUGUGAUUAUCCAGAUUGUGGGAAAGCCUUUGUUCAGAGUGGGCAACUCAAAACUCACCAGCGCCUCCACACAGGGGAGAAACCUUUUGUCUGCCCAGAAAAUGGCUGCUUAAGCAGGUUCACGCAUGCAAACCGUCAUUGCCCCAAACAUCCAUAUGCCCGACUGAAGAGGGAAGAGCUCACAGACAGACUGAGUAAGAAGGAGACUGCUGACAAUAAAGCUGUGGCUGAGUGGUUAGCGAAAUACUGGGAGAAUAGAGAACAGCGUGCUCCUGCUUUGAAAACUAAAACAAUCCAGAAAACAGAUCAGGAGCAGCAGGACCCAGUGGAAUAUCUUCAGUCUGAUGAAGAGGAUGAUGAAGAGAAAAACAGUGCUCAUUCAGCUGCUCGCCGUCGCCUCCAGGAACAGCGUGAACGCAUGCAUGGUGCACUGGCUCUCAUUGAGCUUGCAAACCUAGCUGUGGCACCGCUUCGAAAGUAGAGAGAAACCCUAUACAAAAAUAUACUUCCUGGUGGUACUUAACCAGUUAGAUCUUGAGCAUAAGCUAAGCACCUUAUUUGCUUAUCAUAGGCUGCUAUUCUGUAGAAUUUAUGAAGAAUGUUGUUGCCUCAUAACAUGGGGUGAGAGAAUUGCACUUUUUGUAAGGUAAAAGACAGAUGUAAAGUUUCUAAGUAUUUUGUAAAUAUGGGAUUGCAUAAUGCAGGGUCAACAAAUUUACAUGCUGUGGGAUGCUAGAUUUUGCAAGGUUAACUCAUUUUUUGGAAGCAGUUUUCAUGGGAAGCACUUUCUAAACAAAGUGUUCAUGAUUAGCAGAACAGUAGUCGUGGUCAAAGAAGGCUGAAAAAAGUUAUUUGUCUGACAAUGUAAGCAAAUUUAUAUGAAGGGGAAGGUCUAAAGCAGGAAUGAAUCCAUAGAUUUCUGAUGUCAUUAUAUCUUUACCUAGUAUCAAUGCGGCGGAAGGCAAAGCUUAGUUGCCUCAACUUGCAGAGGGGAAGAAACUGCUUCAUGCAGGAAACAGUAAGAUCGUUCAGGAUCUUCACUGUGACUGCUGAAGAUAUGAGGGCUGUUUCACAUUUUCUGAUUUGAUUUCAGCAGAACCUUUUGGUAGCACUUGUUAUUCCUAACAUGUGAUGUUAGGAACUUUUUGCACAUUGUUGGUUUUAUUUGCAAAUGAUUAGUCUUGCAAAGUCUAAACAAAGGUAAGCAAAUUGGUAAUAUUUUUCCAGAUAUUUUUUUGACCCUGUGGUGAUUUGGCACUUGAUUUCGUUAAUAAAGGGGAUAUUUUACAGAGUGGUAUGGAUUUGUAGUGAACUAGAUCUCUUGUUAGCAAACACUAAGUUUUAAAGUUUUGCUCUUAAAUGGUUUUUAGCAAAUAGAAGCCUCCACACUUUCUGUGCAUAAAGCCACCUUAUUGCUUUAUUUCAGGAUAACAUGCCAAUUUCAUGUUCACUAACUGUAGCAUGGUUUUCAGUUAAACACUGCAGAAGUUUUCACUGUACAACUAGAAUAUAGGCUUCCAAAGAUAGUUAAAAGCGAUAAGAGUGUGAUUUAAUGUUUCCCAAAUACAUGAAGUUACAGAUGCUGCCUAGCACUCAGAUGCUGAUAGAAAAUGUUUAGUGGGACAUCCUGUUACUUUGUGAAUGUUGUAUACUUACAAAUUGCAUUGUCUCACAGCAGUCUUUUUCCAUAUUUUCCUUUGAAUGCAGACAGGAAUUCCUAUUAUGCUAACAAAGCUGUGUUUUCAGAUUGGUCUCAUUGUGUGUGGUUUGUUUUUUGGUUAAGCUACUGCUUUAGGGGAUAUUAAUAAUUUUGUAUUUACUGACCUGCUUGCUUUAAAUUAUUCCUCUUGUUGAAGGUCAGGACAUUCAGAUGAGAAGGGAAGGCACUUUCCCUCUCACUUAAACAAGAGGAAGAAAUAAUUUUAGAUCAGUUGAUAAUAGACUGAUCAGAUAUGUACAGCUGUUCCAGAAAAGUAAUGUAAUACUACACCAGAAACUGCAGCUGUUUUAUUAGGUUCUCUGAUAAUUGAUAACCUUCUGUGCUUGAAAAUCUCAUUAACCCAGUUUAAGUCAUGUUGAUACACUUUAGUUAAGUGUAGUUGAAUAAUUAAAAAUUAAUCACUUUCAUUGAAUUUAAGUAAUUUUGCACCAGUGAUACGGUUUAAAUUUUGCUUUCAGCUCCUAAACUUAGCUGACAUCAGACUCAUUUAUUUUUAAGGCUUAGGCUUAAAAAUAUGAAACACUGUAGUUCUAGGCUCAUUAGUCUAUGUAAACCUGAUAAUUCUUGUGCAUAAAUUCAGAUAAGUUACCUGUUUUCAACUGUUCACUUGCCUGCAUGCAAAUGUAGUUUGAUCCCAGAAUGAGCCCUGAGCAUAAAUCGCUUGUACUUCUGAGUCAUAACUGAGAAAUUACUCUUGAGAACUAUUUCACAGGGCACAAGAUUUGUGUAAUUACCAUCCAGUUGCAGACUGGAGUUGUAACUUACUUCAUUAGAAUAUAUAUUUUUUUAAUUUAUUUUUUUCCUUGUCACCUGUAGUGCUUUGGGUAACUUGCAGAGUAUGUCUCCAAAUACAUGCGUACACUGAAUUUUACUUGGCUGUAGACAAAAUUGAGACAGCUGAAGCAGUAUUCUGUUGUGAUCAGUUUGGUGUAAAAUGACAGUAAAAGGAAUGAGAGGUGUAGAAGGUUGCUUUUUGUAUUAUUGAGAAGUGAUUACACACAAGAAAUUUUUGAAGUGUUGAGUGCUUUGAAAGAUUGUCGUACUUUGGCAUGAUUUAACAGCAGAAGAGUGGAUGUGCUGUCAUGUUAAUAGAAGCAUUUAAUAAAGAGUUGGUCAAAUGUUCCA